AUGGAAGUGAGAUCUCCUGAAGUGUUCGGUAAUUCUCACCAAAAGCUACGCAGUCUUAAAGUCCAACUAAGUUUUCUGCCUCGAACUGAUGGCUCCUGCGCUCUGGAACAAGGUACCACUGUAAUAUGGUGCGGAAUCAAUGGCCCUGGUAACAUCUCUUCUUCGAAACGACUCAGCGAACGACUCGUCAUUGAUAUUCUUUAUAAGCAUGCUCAUGGACAAAAAGAUUCAAUUAAGGUUAAUCGAUUAUUGAGUGCUGCGUUGAAACACACUGUUAACCAUGUUCAUUAUCCUCGUGUUGUUCUCAAUGUCACCUUGCAGUUAUUACAGAAAGGUGGCUGUGAGGCAGCGGCAGCUUUAAAUGCUGCUUGUUUGGCAGCUCUCGAUUCGGGCAUCAUUAUGAAUGGGAUAUUUUGUGGAGUUACUGUGGCAGUUUCUCAAGGGAAUCUCAUUUUGGACCCAACCUGUGCACAGUGCUCUUCUGCUGAUACAGUCUAUACAUUUGCAUUUUAUUCGUGUGGAAAAGAAUCGACAAAAACGGUGGCAUGCGAUACAGAUGGAACAUUCGAAUAUAUUACAUUUGAAGCUGCGAGAACAUUAGCAAAGCAAUCGUCUGCUGACAUUUUCUUAUUUUAUCGGGAGAUUUUGCAGAAGAAAGUUAGCGUCGAUAUUUGGAAGUAG
Cercopithifilaria johnstoni is the source of this 681-nucleotide messenger RNA. NCBI's taxonomy places the organism in Eukaryota, Metazoa, Nematoda, Chromadorea, Rhabditida, Onchocercidae. The record is from the annotation of a GenBank genome assembly.